AUGCUAUUAUUAUCUAAUAAUUUUAUUUUAUCCGUGCGGAUAGGCGUCAGACAUUUUGAAACUCGGAAAAAAAUUUCAAACUACUACUACUCGGGCUCCAUUAAACUCCAAAAAAAGUCAAUUUACUCGCGACCAACACCAGCUGUGAAAAAUUCCCGAAACUUUGUAGUUAACAGAAAAGCAUUAUCGCUUUUAACUUCACUGGCACGAGGAGACCAUGAGCGUGCUUGGGAAGAAUACAACAGUUUAUCAAAGAAAAUGCAGUUAUACAUUUUAUUUCCCGAGCAUCAUUCACUUGUAUUGAAAAGCAUUGAAGCACCGCUCGAAAGAACUCCCCAGCUAGGGCAGCAAAAAGAUUAUUGUCGAGAAAAACUGUUUAUUGUUUAUCGGAGAAUGUUGAAUUGCAAAAUUACACCAAACAGUUUGGACGUGACGCACAUGUUAAAAGUGUUGAGCGCAAUGGGAGACUAUCGACUUUGCGAUCGUGUUUGGGAGCAUAUUGUCCAGUACAGAAUAAAACCGACUACGUUUGCGUAUAACUGCUAUAUGAAAAGUCAUGUUACGCGAUUCUACAAACGACUAUUUGAUGAAGAAAAUCCGAAUUCAUUUAAACCAUUUUAUCCGAAUUAUCAUCCAUCGCGUGUAACCCCUGAAGAGAUCAAGCAGCAUGUGCUCAAAAGUUUUAGACAUCUGCUCGAUUCCGGUAUACACCCAAACAGAGUCACCUAUUCGAUCUUGAUGAAAAUGUUCGCGGUUACAGGGGACGUUGAAAACGUGAGAUAUAUUUUCGACAAAGCGUUUACUGAGCAAUUACCAAUUGAUAAUAUCGACCAGGAUGACGAAGAAUUAAAAAACAUUGAUGCAAAAGAAUAUAAUAUUCUUCCGAGGGAUGAGACAUACAAGCAACUCAUAAAAUGGGCAUAUGAAUGGAACGACUUAGAUGCCGCGUAUAAAUAUUAUCAAAUGCUGAAAAAAGAAAAGCAAGUCGAAUUCAUACCACAUCGAGAUAUCAUGAAAUCGCUUAUAAACCAUGUAUUCGAAAAAGGAAAUGAGACGGACGCACUGAGCAUCUUCAAAGAUUGCCCCGCACGCGAAACACUAAACUCUUUGAUUAAAGGCUACGCAAAACUCAGCAACCUGAAACGAUUGAACGAAUGUCUAUACGAGCUAAUGCCUCAGAAUAAAAUCUUCCCAUCGGUGGAGACAUUCAAUAUGCUGAUUUACGGGUACGGUAAACUAGGCCAUCUGGUGCGGAUGCACGAAAUAUUUGACAAGUAUAUGCCGCAGUAUAGUGCUAAACCGAGUUUGGAUACUUUUCAUUUACUAAUAACUAGUUCGCAAUUAUGGGGCGAUGUGAAGAACUUGAGAAGAUAUUAUGAUAUUGUCAAUGAUACAGGGUACCAGUAUAUACCGAAUACUACAAUCAUUCAGUCUUUAAUAGACUAUGAAUGUGCAGAGCAUUCUCCGGAAGCGGCUGUAAAAUUGCUAAAAGAUAUGCGGGAUAGGCAUACAAUAGGUCCAAUUGGUGCAUUUUUGUCACAAAUAUAUUUAAAGUUGACGCAAAAUAAAUAUUCGAGGGAUACUGAUAAGUUUAUUCGAGAGUUUGGCGAAUACUUUAAUACGACGAAAGUUUGA
This is a messenger RNA of Ambispora gerdemannii, 1635 nucleotides long. NCBI's taxonomy places the organism in Eukaryota, Fungi, Glomeromycota, Glomeromycetes, Archaeosporales, Ambisporaceae. The record is from the annotation of a GenBank genome assembly.